This is a messenger RNA of Haliotis rufescens (red abalone), 1627 nucleotides long. RefSeq lists its product as uncharacterized. Gene Ontology annotation, molecular function: protein binding. The transcript has a single exon. The coding region runs from base 54 to 764 and encodes 236 amino acids. The record is from RefSeq and is a predicted model, not a curated record. NCBI's taxonomy places the organism in Eukaryota, Metazoa, Mollusca, Gastropoda, Lepetellida, Haliotidae.
ACCAAAUGAACCGCCAUAUUGCAGUCAUCUGAUCAUAUUUUGACGUGACAACAAUGUCGGACUCUGAAGGGAAGGAAGCAGGGCCUCUUAGUCCUUACGACUCCAUGUUUCGGACACAGAGUGCGCUGAGUGACGUAGCGCUCGUUGUUGAAGGAAAGGCCCUACAUGUGAAUACAUGUGUGCUAUCUCACUUGUCUCCUGUAUUUCUGAAGAUGUUUGUGGGGGAAUGGAAAGGGAAGACAGAGGUUCCUAUCGCAGACAAGAAGUACGACGACUUUGUGGAGCUACUGCUAUGUGUCUACCCGCCAUUCUGCAAGCCCAUCUCCAUGGAAACACUCGACGCAGUUCUGCCGCUCGCCGACGAAUACGGGAUCGAGUCUCUCAAGCUGCGGUGUGAGGAGUUUGUCCUAGCACGCUUCAAUCACAGGGUUAAGGAACUGAACAAUCCACCCAACAAAGAAUUAGUUCAUUUCCUCUACCUGGCGGACAAGUACAAACUGAACACACUUUUGGAAGCUUGUAUUGAGAAGGUGAAACACCGAUCCUAUGAUGGGGAACACGGCGUUAAAAUGUUCAACGAAUUUGGAUUGGUGUCAUUAGAAGUUAAAUAUAGGGUCACAUCUGAAAGAAUGACCCUACUUGAGGCCCCUCUCAGGUCUUGUCUUUCAACACGAGGUCAUCAAGUGAUUUCAAACUACAGUUUUGAUUUUAGGAAGGUUCAUGAGUACUUUAUCUUUGAUCCGAAGGUUGCUCAGUUGAAAUAGAAACAGAAAUGGUUUACAACAGCGGGAACAGAACCCCGCGAGAUGCCCGUACACACCUUGACGAGCCAUCAGCUGAAGCAGUGAUGAGGAUACCCGAGCUGGUUCUAAUCAAAGAACACGGGAUGUGCGAUUAAUUUUUAAUCCAAAAGAAAAGACACGUGUGAACACUAUAGCUUAUCUUUUUGCAGAUUACAUUAGACUGAUUGUCUGCGAACAAUUGUAUGAACGAUUGUCGGUAUUGUGUCCACCACUAUCAUUUUACUGUUGUAUUAAUUCAUGUACAUUCCUACAGGCAUCGGCUGAUGCACACAUGAGACCCUUCUGUGGAGGACACCAUUAUAAUUACACCGCCAUGCUUCCAGUUGGGCUUCUUGUUGUAUAGUGGACACUUUGUGUCACCACCAUUGCAGUAAUCUGUUUGUGACUUCAUCACGAGGCUGAAUAUCUGAUCACACUGUCGGCCAUGUGGACGGUGAAAUACAAAUCUUUCCAAACAUUGUUUUUCUUCGAUUGUAGAUUGUUAUUGAAUUAUUGGGGAACAUGUACAGAAAUAAAAUAUCUUAGAAUUUCUCUGCAUUUAUUUCAACACUCAAACAAAUCUGCAUAAGCAGUCAUAAUUUCGUACGAAACACAGCAAGAAAUGAUAUGAUGAUGAUCUACCAUCCCGUCACCUGUGGAAGAACUGUAAACCAUGGAUGUGGUCCACGUGCAGUUUGAUUCCAAACGUUUCAAUUUACACCCGACACGUGAAGAUCCCGGUUAGAAUCUUCGGCAACCCAUGCUUGCCGUGAAUGGCGACUAUGCUUGUCGUAAGAGGAGACUAACGGGAUCGGGUGGUCAGGCUGGCUGACUUGGUUGAUGCA